CGCCAACACGACGGUUGUGCACACAUCGAUCGCUACGACAACGCCAAUAAAUCAGCGUGUACUUUUUUCGCUGCACUGCAGAUAGCAGCGUUAAUUAUCGUUGGGUUAUUUUCUUAAUUUUCAAAACCGCACCACACUGGGGUGUUGAGGUGCGUUCAAGUCGGCGAGUUUGUUUAGUAGCGUGAGUGACUGGUAUUGCGUGAAGGCGUGUUUAGAGAAUAGAAAUUUGUGGUAUUUUAUAAAAAGUUGUUCGAUUGACUACAAUAAAUAGAAGUGUUCUUUGAUUUUAGCAAAAUGUUUAAAUUAACUGCCUCAUGCUUAAUUAUUGCGUUACUGUUGUUUUUGUACAGUGCAGCUUAUGUAGCGGCUGUUAGCUAUGGUCGUUGCGAGUCUCAAUUCAAUAGCAAAGGCAUCUGCGUGCAAUUGGCCGAUUGCCCAUUUAUUGUAGAUAUCCUUUCUGGAGAUCUAAAUGCAGAAGUUGAGGAAACAUUGCGGAAGAGUCAGUGUGGUUAUGAUAACACAUUCACGGAGAAUACACGCAGGAUUGUGGUAUGUUGCCCCGAGAAGCAUUUGCAAAAACCUCCGACAAAUACAAGAACCGGUACACAGCUAGGUAAUGUACUACCCACUGCUGGAGAAUGUGGAACCGCUCUUUCAGAAUUCAUCUAUGGUGGUAAUAAGACACGCAUCAUGGACUAUCCAUGGAUGGCGUUACUUCGAUACAGAAGGGGUGCCAAUGUGCUUGAAUUUCUCUGUGGUGGUAGUCUUAUCAAUUCUCGUUAUGUGCUCACAGCUGCACAUUGCCUAAACCAGAGCAAUCAGACGGAUGAGCGGUCACUACACAGCGUCCGUUUGGGUGAAUGGGACUUAAGGACCAAUCCUGAUUGCGAAGUGGAUAUACGUGGCAAGGAAUCAUGCGCUCCACCCUUCAUAGAAUUAGGUAUAGAGCGAGCCAUAUCACAUCCCAAAUAUGUGAGCAAUUCGAACGAACAAUUUUAUGACAUAGCUUUGUUGCGGCUGGAAGCGAGUGUAACUUACAGUGACUUCAUACGCCCGAUUUGUUUGCCGGUAGCUCAGGAAUUAUAUGACAAUAUGUUUGUGAAUUCUACCAUGGAAGUGGCUGGUUGGGGCGCCACCGACAAACCUAAAGCGCUCUCAUCGCCGGUGAAAAUGGCAAUUUCCGUGAGGAUCUGGGAGACGAAUACGUGCCACAAUACAUACAAAUCAUUGAACCGUUAUAUCGAUGGUACACACCAUUUGUGUGCGGGUGGCGUGAGUGGUAUCGAUGCAUGUCGCGGAGACUCCGGUGGACCGUUGAUGUUACCAGAGCUGUUGAAUAAUCGCAUUGUGUACUUUGUGACAGGCAUCAUUUCUUUUGGCCCUAAGCCAUGCGGUUUUGAUGGGUGGCCGGGUGUUUACGCACGUGUGGGCAACUACAUAGACUGGGUGAAAAGUGUGAUGGAACCAUGAAGAGGAUGCAAACGUUAGUCGAACACUUUAAAAAGUAGUAUAGAUAACUAAGAUGUACAAUUAAUAACAUAGUAGAUAAGUUUAUACGCAAUUUGUAAAUAUGAAUAGCUUAAUAAUUUUCAAUUAAAAGUCAAAUAUUGUGAUUGUUA
Messenger RNA from Anastrepha obliqua, 1619 nucleotides. RefSeq names its product spaetzle-processing enzyme-like. The transcript has 4 exons. Gene Ontology annotation, molecular function: serine-type endopeptidase activity. The coding region runs from base 295 to 1470 and encodes 391 amino acids. NCBI's taxonomy places the organism in Eukaryota, Metazoa, Arthropoda, Insecta, Diptera, Tephritidae. The record is from RefSeq and is a predicted model, not a curated record. Gene Ontology annotation, biological process: proteolysis.